Molecule: messenger RNA, 1225 nt
Organism: Protobothrops mucrosquamatus (brown spotted pit viper)
Lineage: Eukaryota; Metazoa; Chordata; Lepidosauria; Squamata; Viperidae
Gene: CD5
Product: CD5 molecule
Exons: 9
Coding region: 32-1129 (365 amino acids)
Biological process (GO): T cell costimulation
Cellular component (GO): plasma membrane
Source: RefSeq, a predicted model, not a curated record
AUCCACGCACCUUCUAGACUUCAUCCCACUGAUGUUGGUGGAGAUGUGGGUGAUCACUUGCAACAGUGGACAAAGUAGAAGUCCUGAAGAAAUGGAUUUGAGGCUUAAUGGUACAGGCUGCAGAUGUUCUGGGUGGCUGGAGGUGCUUCAUGCAGCCACAUGGAAGAGGAUUGACAGCAGAAACUUUACACAGCAGAAUGCAGAGCUUGCCUGUGAACAACUUGGUUGCCACUUCCCCUUCGGGAUCUUGCAACCAUAUGUUGAAGAAUCGGAGAAGCACGAGACUUGCUUGAUGAACUGCCAAGGAAACGAGACAGUUCUCAAGGACUGCAUAGCCUGUGAUUCCCAUGAUUUCACCUCUCUGGCUGUGUUCCUAGUUUGUCAAGCUCCUGUGCAAACCACUCCGAUAUUCCUGCCUACAACAGCACCCCUGGUGACCUCCUCAAAACCCUUUGAUCACCCAAGGACAAGCAUUGAAGAUGGAACCUCCUUGUGUUCACGGAUUUUGGAGCCAGAUGUUAAAGGCUACAAGAAAAUGCUUUGCCUGAGUUUACAAAGAUGGUGGAAUAAGUUGGGACCCAGGGUCUGCCAGGGAGUAAACUGUGAAAAUCCAGGACACAAGGAUCAGAACAGGGAAGGGUCACUGCACCACUGGGAGAAGCUGCAGUGUGAAAAAAGGAAUCUUAGUGUGGGUGACUGCUCAGGAAGCACACAAGAGUGCUUAAGUCUAACGCUGGUUAGAUGCUCAGAUCAAGAUUUGAAGUCCCAGAAAUCCAGUUCAGAGACUGUCUUAGGAAUCCUGCUUGGUCUUGUUCUUAUUGCUGUUCUUUUGAGUAUCUGUGUUCUUUCCACCUACAAAAAAAUUAUGAAAAAAUAUUCCAAGAAGAGGCAGCAACAAUGGAUUGGCCCAAGUGGGGUAAACCAAAAUGUUUCAUUCCAUCGCAAGAACUCUACUGCCUUCCAGACCCAUCUUGAAAGCCCAGUUGUUCAGGAAGAGGGGAACAAAGCCUUCCAGAAAACCUAUCUCUCACCCUAUGCAGCUCUGGAAGGGGCAACCAAUAGAUCUCCCAGCCCUUUGGAUAACUCCUCUGACAGCGAUUAUGACUUAUGUUCCGCGCAGCAGCUGUAAACUCUGUGAAGUAUGGAUGACACUCCUUCCUGUUCACCUGCAGUAUGGUGGUUAAGGUGGCAUUGAAGUGACCCUUACUCCAUCCUCAGCUCACUG